Molecule: messenger RNA, 525 nt
Organism: Paramuricea clavata
Lineage: Eukaryota; Metazoa; Cnidaria; Anthozoa; Malacalcyonacea; Plexauridae
Source: the annotation of a GenBank genome assembly
AUGGAACUUGGCAGAUACCUAAACAAAGUUGACUGGAGUAUUCUAGACUUGCAUGACACAUGUGAAAGGAAAGUAUUUACUGAUGUCAUAUCUACAGGAUUGAACCUUCUCAAGCCAGAAAAAAUGAUCAAAUUUUACCAUAACGACCCGCCGUGGAUUACUGACGAUUUCAAGUGUAUGGUCAAAAAACGGCAACAAGCUUUCUCAACUGGCAAUAUUACAGCCUUGAAAUUCUAUCGUAAUAAAGUGAACAAAAUGAGGUAUCGAUGUCGCAUCAACUACUACGCUUGUAAGGUUAACCAUCUUAAACAAACUAAACCCAAAGAAUGGUGGAAAAAAGUCAAGGGCAUAUGUGGAGCUACUUCACCCUUCGGUAUCGACAGCUUGGUUUCACAUUUGCAAAUUGACAAUCUUGAUCAAAUGUCUCCAUCUGAUAUUGCAAAUACAAAUAAAGAUAGCUUCUUGGAUUCAAUGAAGGCUAGGAGUUUUGUCCCCUUAAUGAUCUUAACCUACAGAAGUGAAUAG